Gymnodraco acuticeps is the source of this 5319-nucleotide messenger RNA. It is a transcript of the gene adra2db, whose product is annotated as adrenergic, alpha-2D-, receptor b. Gene Ontology annotation, molecular function: adrenergic receptor activity. The transcript has a single exon. Gene Ontology annotation, biological process: adenylate cyclase-activating adrenergic receptor signaling pathway. Lineage: Eukaryota; Metazoa; Chordata; Actinopteri; Perciformes; Bathydraconidae. The coding region runs from base 388 to 1659 and encodes 423 amino acids. The record is from RefSeq and is a predicted model, not a curated record. Gene Ontology annotation, cellular component: membrane.
UUCAUAGCAGCAGCACUGUGUCUCCAAAGCGAAGCUGUUCAACGAACCGCAAAUAAAGCAGCAUUACGCACCACGAUGUGACGGAAGAGGAGCGACUCUGCUCGUGGAGAGUUGGAUACAAAACUCUUUGAUAUUGUCGGGACCCUGUGUGCUCAUCAGGAGAAAUCGAAGAACCUAUGUUAUGGGGUUGCUGUUUGAGGAGAUGCAUGUGUGCAGGUACUGCGCCUUAUGUGGGCUACACUCUGUUCGUGCUGACCAGGAGCGUUACGCACAACAUAUCACCAUGCAUUAGUGAAAGGCAGAUCAGCACAGCCAGUCUUAGCUGUUUUGGAAUGGAAAACGGUGGCAAACAUCGAACAUGAUCCGAAAGCACAAAUUGGCGCUAGAAUGGAUGUAAAUCAGUUAUAUUUGUUGAUGGGGAACGUAUCCAAGGAUGAGAACACCACGGAAGCACCGCUUGGCUUGCCACACACCGGGGCAGCCACUGCGCUCAUCAUUUUUGUGGUUAUCAUCAUUAUUUCGGUGACCAUUGUCGGUAACGUGUUGGUGAUUGUAGCGGUGCUGACCAGUCGUGCUCUCCGUGCGCCCCAGAACCUUUUCUUGGUCUCCUUGGCAUCAGCGGACAUCCUGGUUGCCACACUGGUCAUCCCCUUCUCCCUCGUCAAUGAGGUCAUGGGCUACUGGUACUUUGGGAGUACUUGGUGCGCUUUUUACCUGGCUCUGGACGUUUUGUUCUGCACCUCAUCCAUCGUGCACAUGUGCGCCAUCAGCCUGGACCGUUACUGGUCAGUGACAAAGGCGGUCAGCUACAACCUGAAGCGGACACCUAAGCGCAUCAAGUCAAUGAUCGCUAUAGUGUGGGUAAUAUCUUCUGUCAUCUCCUUCCCUCCACUCCUCAUGACCAAACAUGAUGAACGGGAGUGUCUGCUGAACGAUGAGACCUGGUACAUCCUCUCCUCGUGCCUGGUGUCCUUCUUCGCUCCGGGUCUCAUAAUGAUUCUAGUUUACUGUAAGAUCUAUAAGGUGGCCAAACAGCGCUCCUCCACCGUAUUCGUGGCCAAAAACGGUCUGGAGAGGCAGCCCUCACAGUCCGAGACAUGUUUCGUCAGGAAUGACCGGUUUGAGACGGAGAGCCCCAGCAGCCAGAGCUCCGGGAGUCAACAGAGGAGGCAGGGGGAGCUGGAUGACAUAGACCUGGAGGAGAGCUGCUGUCCGUCGGAUACUAAACCCCGCAAUCAUCGCUUCAACAAGCGGAGAAAGGUGGAGGGGUCAGAGUGCUGCCCGCCUCAGAACUGCCGUCUCUCCUGGGCUUCAGCCCGGGCGCUGCAGCUCCCCCCGGAGCAGAAGCACCCAGCUGCGCGACAACAGCUGGCCGCGGCCAACAAGACCAAGGUGGCUCAGAUGAGGGAAAAACGGUUCACCUUCGUGCUUGCUGUUGUGAUGGGGGUGUUUGUGCUUUGCUGGUUCCCCUUCUUCUUUACCUACAGCCUGCAUGCUAUCUGCAGAGAAAGCUGCUACAUCCCUGGUGCACUUUUCAACCUUUUUUUUUGGAUUGGCUACUGCAACAGUUCUGUGAACCCUAUAAUAUACACUAUUUUCAACAGGGAUUUCAGGAAAUCCUUCAAGAAAAUCGUAUGCAGAACUUCAAAACGCACUUAAGCAAAGGAAUCCUGUGGGCAAAAUGUUGCCACCAAUGGGCAAAAGGGGUUAUAUAUAAGAACUCAUUCUUCUUCUACUGACUGUGUUCCCUCCCCACAUUCAUUUUAAUAUAACUCGUCUGAAUACAAUGUGAAGUUGCAAAACAAAAGUACAGGUACAUGUUCAGUUCAUCACAUUUUUUUUAAUUCGAUGCAAGCAUGCAUCAAACAUGGUCAUGGUUAAUCAAUCAUUAGAUGCAUAUGACACAGUUGUAAUAUAUAGGUCAUUGUAUAAUAAGUCCUGCAACACGCACCUUUGAACAAGAAGUUCCUCUAUAAUGGAUCAAUAUUUCGUACUGCAGCAAGCCGGGGGAAAGAGCAACUUCAGGGUGAAAUUGAAGUCAUGAAUGUAGUUUAAAAUGCGUGAUUCCAGAGCUGGAGGCUGGUGCACAGGGUGUUUUGUGUAAAGAUAAAAAGAAGAUUACUCUCCAUCAUAUAAGAUAUGAGCAUGAGGAUAAGCAGGCUAGCAGCAUGCCUGUGCGUCAUGGGAAAAAAUAAAGAAUACAAUCCUAUGGUUUAAAUGAUUUAUGUUUAUUAUCAUGUGGUACAAAUUGGUAUUAUAACUAGUAUUUUUAGACACACAUGUAUUUAAACUUGCUGCUGUUUAAGCUACAGCGAGGCCAUUUCUUAUCAGUGAACCCCCAAACGUACAUAAGAGUAUAAUCUUAAACCCCCACCGCACCAUCACACCAGAACACAAUGUCCAAGCUGAGGCCUGUGUGUGCAAAAACAAUUUCAACACCUCACAAUACCUCAACAAGAUUAAGGCCAUGCAAGAUCCCAUUCUGCUACACAGCCUGAUUUUGGUUUCAUUCAUGUUACUGCAAGAAAAAACACAUUUCAGUAGAUUUCAUUAGCUGUAGUCAUACUCCUGAACAUGCCAGAGGACAGAUAUUGUCGCACAGAUAUUGUCAGAUAUUGUCAGAUAUUGUCAGAUAUUGUCAGAUAUUGUCCCACUUCCAUCAAACAUCAAAUCUCCUUGGUUGAAUACGAGAGCUUAAUAUCCACACGCCUCAGUCUGUAAUCCUUUGCUUUAUAAAGCUGUAUUAAAGUAAUCUACAUUAUUAAGAAAGCUAUGACAUACAUGAACAGGAAAUGUUUUGGUUGCUGCACAUGACUGUUUACCUCACAGGCUUGGUUGCUUCAUGAUGCAUCUGGGACCAAAACUGUAUUAUGUAAUGUGUUUUUUUUUUUUUUACGAAACAUGCAUGAGAAGUUCUUGUACUUUCUUCUGGAAAAAAAGUAGUGAAAAGAAGGCUGGCCAGCUCCAUAUCAGCCUAUUGUCUGCUUGGGGGUUAUGGAUAGAUACACUAUUUAUAUCCUCUUAGGAAUGUCUUCAAAGCAUCUUACGGCUUACUGGCGCCUGCCAAAGAUAAUCACCCUGUUUGAAGGGUGUUGUGCUUAAAAGGAAUUUUAAAGAAGGUUAAUGAAUUUGUUUCUGUGAAGUAUGCACAUAUUCAAGAGGGUGUUGUUAAAAUAUCACUAAAGGCAAAAAGAGUGAAGGUGUUGGUAUAUUUCCUAUUCCACUUGACAUUCCGCACUAUUUUAUUCAUGAAGAUUAUCAGACAGUCUGGGAGAGGUUAGAGGAAGGACAUGUUAUCUCAAAGGGACUCAUAAACUCUCUAAACAAAUUAAAUGUCUGGGUCGAGACACACUAACAGGAAGUAGUGAAAAAAGCAUUGUAUCUUCAUCUUGAACAAUUACUGGUAUGGAAGUGGUGUUAAUUGGAAAAUAUGUAAUUUGAAACUGUUGUGUAUAUGUUAAAUAAUGUCAUUUCUCUAGACAGCACUGUCAUUACUCUUAAAGCCUGUUGCAUUCUCUGAGGAGGAAAUAUUUACAUGAGUACUAUGUCAUUUUCUUCCCGAUUACCAUCUGACAAGAAGUCCAACUCCCUUGUUAAAUCUCACUUUCUAAUUCAAUUAGCUUUCCAAUCAUCUGCUCUGUUGCAGCAAAAUGAAACUGUCUUUAUGUUGUUUUCAGUUGGGUUUAAUCUCUCGAAGGAAUUUCUCGUGACACAGUUCAGCUCAGUUGCAUCUUUCCGACCAAAUUGAGAGUACUAACACGUAAAAACAGCAUAUCUUGUUAUGUAAUGGUUGUUCUCAAAUGCAGAUCUCUCACAACCCCCCACUAUUCAAGACAAAUGCUCUGUUAUUGUAUUAGUAUUCAAGAUAAAAUGAGUGUUGUUUGUAGUCUGUUUAUUUGGAGGCCUUAUUAUACCGAACUCUUUAUUCAUCCUAGACUGUAAACAAAGUGUGAGACUAUAGUUCAGGAAGAGAAAGCAGAGCUGUGACGCCCCCUAACCUCUCAAAUCUUAAUCCAAAGGCUUAAAGAGAGCGAAGAGAAAGAUGAAGGGAAAGUUUUAUUUUGGGCAGUUUUUUAAAGGAGGGUAGGAGUGGAUGGUCAGUGCAGACUGCCAGGGCUGUUGAGUACUGAAGGUAAUGCUAUUUGCAGUCACAUUUCCCCAAAGGAAAGAUGUUUAAAAUGUUUCAACAUCAGAGCAGCAUCUAAGGAUGAGAGAUGCUGAAGGAUGCCGAGAGCUGUUGUCCUCUGCUACGUUACCUUGUUUGUCAGGCACAAUGCUGCAUCUGCAGGUAAUUGCUUUUGUCAAUCGUCUCUAACAAGAUAAGGGUUGAAGGCGAGCAAGGCCAAAAGUGGCGUCAAUUCCAGGAAGCUGCGUAUCUUGAGAAGAAGAGCCAGUUUGUCAUUAGUGUAAAUCAGCUGGCGAUCACGUCCAGAGGGUGGGAUUGAGCUCACUCCGUCCAGGUCGUUCUAAGAAAUACAUACAGUACAGCCCCGUUAAACACAAUCACACUUGAGGUGUCAAAGGAAAUUAGAGAGCUGUGUGUUUGUAUUUCUGCAUGCACACAUCCUCGAAAUUAAGACAAAUAACUUUGACAGCCUUUGUAUUUUGAAGUAGAUAAACAAGCUGACCGAACUGAAAACUCUUGGUUUGGUUAAAACUAUUUUUAUUAAAAGGCUUAUUGGCUCAACAUUGUUCAAACAAACUGAAACUGAAGAAACAACUUUGUGUAGUAGUUGAUUAUUUGUGGUGCGUUGGAAAACCUAUUGACUUAGAGUGUAACCAUGGACACCUAAUCCAUAGACCUUCCUCCUCAUGUUGUUUUGCUUGAAUUCCUGCAUUAGGCACACAAAUAUUCAGGAAAGUGUAGUUUUUCAAAGGGAGAUGUGGCUGUGUCUAUUUGUUUAUCACAAUUUGUUCAUUCCUGAAUGAGCAUUGUAUAUUUAUUUUAGAAAAAAAAAAGUGUGCAAAAUAUUUCCAUCCAAUCUCAUUCUACUUUAUAUUCAAGUCUUUGCAGUUUCAACAUAUUCACAAUGUUUCCACUACAUACAGAAUUGAGUGUGAUGAAAGGACGACAGAAAACAGAUGGUGCCAUUCAGAAAAACAUGUGUAUUGUAGACAUUAAGGCUUCUGUUUUUCCCGAUCAUUGUAUUGCUGUUGUCUGUCUUUAAAAAUCAGUGAAUAUAUAGUAUCCAUCCCCACACACUCUAUUCCAUAAAGUCAAUGUGCUUUCUCAGCAGUUUGUGUGAUAAUAAAACUCCUUUCAUUUCUAGCAGGCAUUUGCAGGCAAUAUUUAAAUCCAAAGUAAACCUUUGUGAUUAA